This is a messenger RNA of Brassica rapa (field mustard), 4652 nucleotides long. RefSeq lists its product as uncharacterized. The record is from RefSeq and is a predicted model, not a curated record. Lineage: Eukaryota; Viridiplantae; Streptophyta; Magnoliopsida; Brassicales; Brassicaceae.
CCAUUAAUCUCACAGUGAAAAUUUUAUUAUCACUAAUUUAAACUUUUUGCUAUAACAGAUACAAAUGAUAAAAAACAAAUAUGAGGAAAAAGCAUCCUCUAAUAAAGAUUAAUAUUACAAUACACCACAUAUAUGUUACUAUCAUUUAAAUUUAAUUAUAUAUUAUAUCAAAUAGAAAAAAUAUUUUUUCGAUUUAUAAAAUUUAUUUAUAUGUUCGCACCAAUUUAAUUAUAUAAGUAGUAGAUAAUGACUUUUUAAUUAUUCAAUAUAUAUUUAUUAUUUCAUAAUAUGUUAUAAACAUAUAAUAUAUAAAAUAAUUUAUAUAUAUAAUGUUCAUUCCGCACAAGGCGCGGAUCUUAACCUAGUGAUGCAGUAUUUUGAAAACACUUGAACUAACUUUCAUGGUGGGGGUUCUAAACGAAAGACCACAAAAUUGUCUAAAUCUUAAGGAGAAAAAAAUCGGACGAUAAGUCAAUUCUACAACACGAAUCAAAAUUUUGUUUGCUUUAUCAUUUUCUGAUUUUUAUCUUAUGUUCUGUUAUCGUUAAAAAAAAAAACUUAUCUUAUGUUCUGUUAUCGUUAAAAAAAAAAACUUAUGUUUACCGGAAAAAGCAAAUGAAAAGAAUAGGACCGACACUGUUUACGUAGUCUAGCGUAUGCCGUGUGCAUAUGUUGACGAUUUUGGCACAAAACACUGGCGCGUUUGUGUAAUUAAUUCUCACACACAACGACACUAACAAUAAAUGUUUAUGGACUUCCCAUCGUUUUAAAAUGGGUUGCUCUAAAACUUUUUGCAAGGAAAAAAGAACUUUUGCUUGUAUGAGAUCUACGGUUGGUUCGUUUCACAUUAGUCAAGGUUUGUCGAAAUACACCAUCGUUUUCUUUAUACACUUUGUAUCUGAAAUAUGAUUACAAAUUCCUAAUGUAUGUAGAAACUUGAAAGUAUAUAUUCCACAAAACUUUGAUGGUAUAUAUCCAACAUAAAUUAAACUGCUAAUAAAUUACAAAACUCAUUAAAGAUAAACAAAAAACUAUUACAAAUUUUUUGAUGUGUUUAACAUGAAUAUGAAAUAAUGAUAACUAGGUGACUCAUCCGCGUAUAUACGCGAAAAUGAAUAUUUACGAAAAUUUUAAAUUUGAAUAGUUUGUUAAUAUUUAUUUUUGUUUUGUUUAAUUUUAAUAGUUUGUUAAUAUUUAUUUUUAAUAGUUCACCACAACUUUGUUUUGUAAUAAGUUGGAGUUAUGACAUAUAAUAAGAAAACAAUAAGAUUAAAAUUAAUUAAACAUCGAAAUGAACUUUAGUUUUUUAAAAUAAUACAAUUUAAAUUUAAUUGGAUCACCCAUCGGUUCAAUAGUUAUCAUCGGAUCCUAGCGAAUUUUUUGCGGGUUUUAUAGAGUUUUUUAAAUAAUGGAUAUGUAUUAAAAGCAAAACCAGUAUUACAUAUCGGAUCACCAGAUUUACCGACUUGUAUGGAGAUCUGGAUUGGAUUCAAAAGCACUGAUUUAAAUGUAAAAUAUUUUAAACAGAAAAUAUUCUUACAAACAAAAAAAUUGUAAAUUUGUUAACGAAAUUUAUCAUAAUUUCCGCUUUCACUAAAACCUAUUCCCUUUGCACCUGCUUUUCAUCGAUUUUUCUAAAUAUUAAAACUUUUCUGAUCUGUAAAAUAUAAUAUAAUGUUAAAACUAAAUUACAAUAUACAUAAUCACAAUUUUUUCCUAGCUAUAAUGUUAAACUAAACAAUAAUAUACAUAAUCACAAGUAUGUAAUUUAAUCUAUAGCUAAAUUAUAAUAAAAAUAAUGUUAAAUUAAAUGAUAAUAUACAUAAUCAAAAUUUUAUAAAGGAAAUUCUCUCAAAUAGUUUUUUUAAGUUUUUAUCACAAAAAUAGUCUUCAAGAAAAAAAUCACCAAAAUAGCACUUUUUUAUUUUGAAAUUGUUAAUAUUUUUUUUUUUUAGUUUGAAACCCUAAAUCCCAAAAUCUCACUCAUUAACUCUAAACCAUAAAUUUAUAUUAGUUAAUAUUUGGAUAAAAAUACAUUUUUUUAAUAAAACUUAUUUUGGUGAUUUUAUUAUUAAUGAUUAUUUUUAUGACAAAAAUUUUAAAAAAACUAUCCUAAAAAAAAAUUUCAUUUUAUAAUUUAAACAUUUUUAUAAUUAUCUCACUCCGCCGCGAAGACACUACUUAGUUAAAAAAAACAUAAACGGUUACACCACAACGUGGCACUAAUGUACAAAAUAUCUUUGUAUAUCUAGUUAAAAAACAUAGACGGUUACACCACAACGUGGCACUACUCUACAAAGGAUCUUUGCAUAUCUAGGAUAUACAUAUUACCACAUAUCUCUUGCCAAGUAUUAGUAAUAUAGAAAAUAUUUAGUAUAUUUCCAAAUCAUAGAUCUAUGCAUUAUGUAUAUUUUCUAUAGCUUACACGUAUUUUUUUUUCCGUAGGGUUUUCUAUUCUCUCUAUAUAUUUGUGUGUUUCAUUCACAUCAUGCUUCCAUCCAUCUACAAAACAAAGUCAAAACCUAAAGAAAAUCGUUAGACCAUAUCACCAUUUCUUUGUCUCUUCUCUCUUCAAUGGCUUCUUCCACUACAGCCCUUCUAGGUCCACCUUCCGUCGUCGCCGCCGUGGAGACUCCGAUCAUGAAACCUGUCACCACCCCUGUUUCUACCGACCAAAAUCUGAUCUCCAAGACCGCCGCACUAGCCCUCGAGGAACGCCCACCGAUGGGUCUGACUGAAAACUUGUCGCCUACGUUUCUCUCCUCGGGCAGCCCCUGCCUCGAUUUCUUCUUCCAUAUCGUGCCCGACACGCCUCCCAACGAUCUUGUCCAACGCUUAGCGGUUUCCUGGUCCCACGACCCGUUGACCACUUUGAAACUCGUCUGCCACCUCCGAGGAGUUCGAGGCACUGGCAAGUCAGACAAAGAAGGGUUUUACACAGCAGCCUUGUGGCUUUACGAGAAUCACCCCAAAACCCUAGCUUUGAAUCUCCCGUCUCUCGUCGAUUUCGGAUACUUCAAAGACUUGCCUGAGAUUCUGCACCGGAUCCUUGAAGGUCCGCAGGAGGUGGAGGUGGAGGAGAGAGGGACGAAACGGGUGUGGAGGAAGAGGAACCAGAGCCAGUUCAAGCGGACGAGAGAGACUCGCUCCAAGGUUUUGGAAGAUAGGAUUCUUGAAGACGCCGAGGAGCUUGGUGCUCAUGUAGAUAAAACAAAGGCUAGAGCGUUGAGGAAACAUAGAGAGUUCGAGAAGGCUAAAAAAGCUUUAGAGAGGUAUAACUCUGAUGCUAACUACAGAUUACUGUUUGAUUGCAUUGCGGAUUUGUUUUCCGGUUUAUUGAAAACCGAUCUGGAGUGUCUGAAUGCUAAUGAGCUGUAUAAGAUUAGUCUAGCUGCUAAGUGGUGCCCUUCCGUUGACUCUUCGUACGACAAGACUACAUUGAUAUGUGAGGCAAUCGCUAGAAAGAUGUUCUCUAGAGAUGAGUACGAAGGUGUAGAAGAGUCGCAUUAUGCGUAUAGGAUCAGAGAUAGGCUGAGGAAACAAGUUCUUGUUCCGUUGCGUAAAGCGCUCGCACUGCCUGAGGUGUCUAUGAGUGCAAAGGAGUGGAACCAUUUGAAGUACAAUAGAGUUGCUUCGGUUGCUAUGACCAACUACAAGAGGCUCUUUGAGAAGCAUGAUAGCGAGAGGUUUAGGGAGUUUCUGGAGGAUGUGAAGUCCGGGAAGAAGAAGAUGGCGGCUGGCGCGUUGCUUCCUCACGAGAUAAUCAGUCAGCUGAGCGAGGAUGAAGUUGGGGCGGAAGUUGCAGAGCUUCAGUGGGCGAGAAUGGUGGAAGAUGUUGCCAAGAAGGGGAAGAUGAAGAACUCGUUGGCGGUCUGUGAUGUGUCCGGGAGCAUGGCGGGUGUACCUAUGGAGGUUUGCGUGGCGCUUGGGUUGUUGGUUUCGGAGCUUAAUGAAGAGCCGUGGAAAGGGAAGGUGAUCACCUUUAGCGAAAACCCGCAGCUUCAUCUAGUCACUGGCUCAAGUCUGAGAGAGAAGACUGAGUUUGUCAGAGAAAUGGAUUGGGGGAUGAACACGGAUUUUCAGAAGGUGUUUGAUCGGAUCCUAGAGGUUGCAGUUGAGAAUAACUUAACCAAUGACCAGAUGAUCAAGCGGCUGUUUGUGUUCAGCGACAUGGAGUUCGACAGUGCAGUGCAAACAGAAGACAGUGAUUAUUACUCUUCUCCUUACGAGGAACAGUCCAAGAAGAAAUGGGAGACAGAUUAUGAGGUGGUUCAGAGGAAGUAUAAGGAGAAUGGUUUUGAGAAUGUUCCAGAAAUUGUAUUUUGGAACCUAAGAGACUCGUCGGCGACACCAGUGGCUGCUAAGCAGAAAGGAGUAGCUUUGGUUAGCGGGUUUUCAAAGAAUCUACUGAAUCUGUUUCUUGAGGAAGGUGGGAUUGUGAAUCCUGAAGAUGUCAUGUGGCUAGCCAUUAAAGGUGAGGAGUACAAGAAGCUUGUUGUUCAUGACUAAGAGAAACUUCACUUGCUUAAUCUUUGUACUCAUCAGUUUCUUUGAGUUUACUUUUCGAAAACUUGUUUUCCCAUUUUGUGUUUUGACCUUGUUUGAGGAAAAAGAGGAUUCUUGUUUGAGGAAAAAGAUGAAUCUUGUUUAUC